This is a messenger RNA of Thunnus maccoyii (southern bluefin tuna), 468 nucleotides long. RefSeq names its product keratin-associated protein 9-1-like. Lineage: Eukaryota; Metazoa; Chordata; Actinopteri; Scombriformes; Scombridae. The coding region runs from base 1 to 468 and encodes 155 amino acids. The transcript has a single exon. The record is from RefSeq and is a predicted model, not a curated record.
AUGUCCAAGAAGAACCCCGCAGCCCUGCAGCCCCGCAGCCCUGCAGCUCUGCAGCCCUGCAGCCGUCACACAGCAGCCCUGCAGCUCUGCAGCCCUGCAGCCCUGCAGCCGUCACACAGCAGCCCUGCAGCCCCGCAGCCGUCACACAGCAGUGCUGCAGCCCUGCAGCCCUGCAGCCGUCACACAGCAGCCCUGCAGCUCUGCAGCCGUCACACAGCAGCCCUGCAGCCCCGCAGCCCUGCAGCCGUCACACAGCAGUGCUGCAGCCCUGCAGCCGUCACACAGCAGUGCUGCAGCCCUGCAGCCCUGCAGCCGUCACACAGCAGCCCUGCAGCCCCGCAGCCCUGCAGCCGUCACACAGCAGCCCUGCAGCCCUGCAGCCGUCACACAGCAGCCCUGCAGCCCUGCAGCCGUCACACAGCAGUGCUGAAAACUCUUCUGCACUCUGAGUUCACAUUUUUAGCAUGA